GGGAUGGCAUCAUCUUCGUGUCCGAGGGCAGCACGGUGAACCUAAGGCUGUACGGCCAGAGGCUGGGCUCUAUCUCCAGCAACCUCAUCUCCUUCACCGAGGUGGACAACUCCGAGGCCGUCCACAACUCCACCAGCUGCCCCGAGCUCACCAAGGACCUGGUCGUCCAGCAGCUGGUCAACGUGAGCCGCGGGAACACGUCGGGGAUGCUAGUGGUGCUCACUAAGUUCCUUCGGAGAAGCGAGAACAUGAAGCUGUAUGCACUGUGCACUCGGGCCGGGGUGGACGGGCCCUGGCAGAGGUGGACGGAUAAGGACUCGCUGCUCUUUAUGGUGGAGGAGGCUGGGAAGUUCCUGCCCCUCUGGCUGCACAUCCUACUCAUUAUGGUGCUGCUAGUGCUGUCGGGCAUAUUUUCUGGCCUCAACCUGGGGCUUAUGGCCCUGGACCCCAUGGAGCUGCGCAUUGUGCAGAACUGUGGCACGCAGAAGGAGAGGCGCUAUGCCCGCAAGAUCGAGCCCAUCCGGCGCAAGGGCAACUACUUGCUCUGCUCGCUGCUCCUGGGAAACGUGCUGGUCAACACCUCCCUCACGAUCAUUCUAGACAACCUCAUCGGGUCUGGACUCAUGGCCGUGGCCUCCUCUACCAUUGGCAUUGUCAUCUUUGGGGAGAUCGUACCUCAGUCCCUGUGCUCCCGACACGGGCUGGCUGUGGGUGCCAACACCCUCAUUCUCACCAAAUUCUUCAUGCUACUCACCUUCCCCCUCAGUUACCCCAUCAGCAAGCUGCUGGACUUUUUUCUGGGCCAGGAGAUUGGCACCGUUUACAAUCGGGAGAAACUGAUGGAGAUGUUGAAAGUGACAGAGCCCUAUAAUGACCUCGUGAAAGAGGAGCUAAAUAUGAUCCAGGGUGCCCUGGAACUACGGACCAAAACUGUGGAGGAUAUCAUGACCCAGCUCCAAGACUGCUUCAUGAUCCGCAGUGAUGCCAUCCUCGACUUCAACACGAUGUCAGAGAUUAUGGAAAGCGGCUAUACCCGCAUCCCUGUGUUUGAAGAUGAGCAAUCCAAUAUUGUAGAUAUUCUCUAUGUCAAAGACUUGGCCUUCGUGGACCCGGAUGACUGCACUCCCCUCAAGACCAUCACCCGCUUCUAUAAUCACCCAGUGCACUUUGUCUUCCAUGACACCAAGUUGGAUGCCAUGCUGGAGGAGUUCAAGAAGGGGAAGUCCCACCUGGCCAUCGUGCAGAAGGUGAACAACGAGGGUGAAGGUGACCCCUUCUACGAGGUGCUGGGCCUGGUCACCCUGGAGGACGUCAUUGAGGAGAUCAUCAAGUCAGAGAUCCUGGACGAGUCGGACAUGUACACUGACAACCGAAGCCGGAAACGGGUAUCUGAGAAGAACAAACGCGACUUCUCAGCCUUUAAGGAUGCUGACAACGAGCUCAAGGUGAAAAUUUCACCUCAGCUCCUUCUGGCUGCUCAUCGCUUCCUGGCCACGGAGGUUCCCCAGUUUAGCCCAUCUCUGAUAUCAGAGAAAAUCCUACUUCGGCUGCUCAAGUACCCAGACGUCAUUCAGGAGCUCAAGUUUGAUGAGCACAACAAGUAUUACGCCCGCCAUUACCUGUACACCCGAAAUAAGCCAGCUGACUACUUCAUCCUCAUCCUGCAGGGGAAGGUGGAGGUGGAGGCUGGGAAAGAGAACAUGAAGUUUGAGACGGGCGCCUUCUCCUACUACGGGACCAUGGCCUUGUCCUCGUCGCCCUCUGUGCCUUCCACCCAGGUCGGGUGUCCGCCUGGCAAGCGGAACUCCCUGCUCUCCUGGCUCUCAGACCGCUCCCCCUCCCACUCCACCACCCUUAGUCGCUCAGCCUCCCUCAGUUACCCCGACCGCACGGAUGCCUCCAGCACAGCUCCCUUGGCAGGCAGCAGCAACCAGUUUGGCAGCUCCAUCCUGGGCCAGUACAUCUCUGACUUCAGUGUCCGCGCGCUCAUGGACCUCCAGUACAUUAAGAUCACCCGGCAACAGUACCAGAAUGGGCUGCUGGCUUCACGGAUGGAGAACUGCCCUCAGUUUCCCCUGGAUGGCUGCACCAUGUGCACAGAGAACUUGGCAGAGAAGCCCGAGCUGCCUGUGGUGGACGAGACCACAACUCUCCUCAACGAGCGUAAUUCCUUGCUGCACAAAGCCUCGCACGAGAGUGCCAUCUGACAGGAGGGCCCGGGGCCCCCCGCCAGCCCUGCGGGGGCCUCCCCAGUGGGCCCACAUGAAGAUAGGGAGCCUGUUAGGCCAGAAGGGGUGCAGAUACCCUGUUUUACUGAGCAGCCAGAUGGCCCCCAUCCCGUGGGGGACCCGGCCUCUGACAGGACCUCUGAACAGCUCUGAGGUGGCAGCUGCCUGGCCCUGGACUGGUAGGGCAGGAGGCCAGCUACUGUGAGCAAGGCUGUUUUUUACUGAGAGAAUUUCUGAACUAAGCUCAUUGCUCCUCUUUUUAAAUAUCAUUUGGGGAAGGGAAGACAGGGUUAAGGAACUUUAAAUUUUUAUUUUCCACAAAAACUGUAAAAGGGGUAGGGUUUCUCACCCCAGGAAGCAAUAGCCAUAAUCUGCUCCCAGCCAUGACCUUCUGGCUUGUGUCCCUGACUCAGGGAGCCCACUCUUCCUCCUUCUCCUCCUCCAGAGAUGGGAUCCCAGAGACCCACUGGAGAAAGGUUUUCUCUUGGGAGGAAGACAGUUCUUCCAGGAAGCAAAGAACGAAAUAGCACUGAGAACAACUGCCUGGACACGUGCACUGAGGCUGUCUGACAUCGCUGAGGCCAAGGGAUUCUGGGUAGUUGUGAUCAGGGACAUGAUACUCCCAGCUACAGAGAGGAGCACACCUACUCCUGUCAAUCGCUGGAUCCAGGAAUUUCCUAGAACUCUGCUGAUGUGCUCUCCUGAACCCAGGAAAGGAGGUUUUCACUGAAAAGUACACAGCUGGCAGCUCCGUUUCCCCUGUGACUGUGUAAUCCUAGUGUGAGAUGUCAUCCUGGCCUUUGCUGAAGCUAGUGGUACUGGACCCUACGAGCUCCACCCACGUGAAGUCCUGCCCCAGCGCCCUUUCCCGGGGGUUGAAUCAGGCCCUGCUGCAGAGCUCCAGGCUUCCUACUGUUGGGGAGGCUGUGGGACCAAGGUCCGUGCUGGCCCUUUUGUUGGGUGGAACAGUUGCUGGGGCCCGAGAUCAGGCGAGGGAGACUCGGCACUCCUUCCGCCUGAGUGUGAUGGAUUCACUCCUCCACCAGUGCGUCUGUCAGCCCAGGUGCUUGCUCUUCAGGUGCCCAGAGAGUCCUAACUCUUGGGACCAGGAAAUGUCUUGCACCAAGUAUGCCUGCCCCCGGCCAGUUGAAAGUUUUCCCCAGUCACAGAAUUUAUUCCUAAAGUCUGGAGAGAAAGUGGUGACACCCAUAGGUCCUCAGCCAUAAGGAAAAAACACACCAGACCUUUGUUCCCUGUUGGGGGAAACCCCUUAGUUUUCUACAGGAGCAGCUUGCUUUCUGAGUCCACACAGGAGCUUGCAAAGCUGUGUUCCUGAGAGACCUGAGUGCCAGGUGGAGCACACCACGUUGGCCUGAACCAGGGGAGUGUGUGUGAAGUAAAAGCAGGUGCACACACUUCCACAGCUACCUCUUUGCACAGUUACUAUCGACAGAUGGUCCCUCCUCUCCUCCCUUCCCCUUUUAUAAUCACUUCUUGCAGAGGGUCAUAAUUAUUUCCAAAUAUUACUGGUCCGAUGACUUCCUCCUCCCAGUGCAAUUUGUCACUUCCUAUUCCAACCUCUGGUUCCUGGGCUGAGCCGUGCCCUGAAGCUGGCCCUCCUUGCGCGUCUUCCUGUGUAAGGGAGACCUUCGCAAAUGGCCUCCAAAUGGGUAGGCAAGUCACAGCCACCGUAGCAAAUAACUCGUAUUUAUUUUGCAUAAGAUUUUAAUUUGUAUAUUUUUGUGAUUUAUUUUGGCAUUGUUAUGAGUUUGACUCUCGGGGAGUUUUGUUGUUAUGACUCUUGUGUCUUUUGUCACAAAACAAUGAUAAUAUUUGCUAAACAAUAUAUGGAAUUUAUUUUUGAUUGGUAAUAAAAAAUGAGAUA
This is a messenger RNA of Ceratotherium simum simum (southern white rhinoceros), 4113 nucleotides long. The record is from RefSeq and is a predicted model, not a curated record. NCBI's taxonomy places the organism in Eukaryota, Metazoa, Chordata, Mammalia, Perissodactyla, Rhinocerotidae.